Messenger RNA from Letharia columbiana, 1113 nucleotides. RefSeq lists its product as uncharacterized. The transcript has 2 exons. Bases 1 to 1113 code for a protein of 370 amino acids. The record is from RefSeq and is a predicted model, not a curated record. NCBI's taxonomy places the organism in Eukaryota, Fungi, Ascomycota, Lecanoromycetes, Lecanorales, Parmeliaceae.
AUGACCAAGCGAAAGAGCCCGGAAGAGAAGGCCUUCCAAAGUAGGAAGCGGGUUGCCUUCUCUGCUCCCAAGGACGCAGCUACCAAGGCGAUUAUCAAAGGAAAUGCACUGACCUCCCCGCUGCUGCGAUUGCCCCUCGAGAUCCGCAACAAGAUAUGGAGUGACGUGCUUGGCGACCGUCUUAUCCAUCUCCGAUACCUCUACGAUCACACAGUGGACUUCGCGACCAGCGAUUCAUUCUAUGCGAGUUCAAGGUGGUCUAGUACGCUUGGAACGACAUAUGGAAGCGUCUGGAGAAACUUGGUCUGCGAGGAAGACUGCCCAGAGAAUCAGGAAGAUAGAAAUUGGACAACUUCCUAUGGAUUCCUUUCGAUUCGGCCACACUUCGCUUGCGAGGUAGACCUCGACUAUGAGCCUAUUGAACCAAACACGAUCUAUAAGGAAUGGUACUGUUGCGGUCAUGAGAAGAUGCGGCUUAGUGUUCUUCGAUCAUGUCGACAGAUUUACGUUGAAGCCAACAAAAUACUGUGGACGACGAAUACUUUCUCAUUUGCCGACCCCACGACGUUCAAACGCUUCAUAGUGACCCGGAAUAUCAACCAGAAGCGCUCAAUCAAGAGUCUUCGCUUACAGAUGGAGUGGGACACUUCUGAUGGUAAAGAGUGGAACCAAGCUCUCAACAUGGCACUUGUCAAAUCCGUCACUGGAUUAAGACGGCUGCGUUUGCGUAUUGACCACAAGCUAGACGCUACGCGGUACGAUUUCAUCAAAAGCAACAACCUUCUUUACACUACGACUUGUUGUGAAGGUCUCCAGAAGGUCUCGAACUUGCCCUUGACUGAAGUCGAGGUCGUUGUGAAGAACCCACAAUUCAUAUCGGAAGACGAUCUAUGGACGAAGGUGGACAGAGAGGAUUUUGCCGAGGGUUUACGAAAAAUACUUCUCAAUCCAAAGGGGGCAGAGAUCUAUGCGGAUGACCAGCUGAAGUGGAAAGAGGAAUGCCGGAAGCAACGAGAAUAUGCCGCGAUGAUCAAAGCCUCCAUGUCGAGACCAAGGAUUCAAGCCGAAGCUGAGCGCAUGGCCGAUCCACCUCUUGCAAACCCGUCAGACUAA